AUGAGAUUAGAACACUUAUUUGAACAUUUUUUCAUAUUUUUAUUUGUGUUACCAAUUGGUUCUGGUUACUGUGUUCGCUCUGGUGCAAUGCCUUAUCGCCAAAAUGGUGUACUGUCAUUUUUUAUCUCUCUUAUUGGCAUUUAUGCAUUAAACCUUUUUGGUAUUUUUCAUCCAUCUUAUUAUACCCAUCGUAUUCCACCAUUUUCUGUUCUCAUAGCAACACAACAAUUAAUUCAAUCAUUUCAACUAUUAUGGUAUGAAGAAGAUCGUGUUAGCAAUGAAAUAAUUAAGAAUGAAUCAUUCGGUUUUUCACAAGUAUUUGGAUCAUUGUGUUGGCUACCUUUUCUAUGGUGUUUACCAAGUCAAUAUAUGACAUUAAUCAAUUAUCCUAUAAAACGUAUUUAUAUAAUUUUAUCAGUAAUAUUAGCAAUUAGCGGUAUUAUCAUUUAUCGUGGUGCAAAAAAUCAAUGUGAAACAUUUAAAAAAUCGAGAAAAAAUAUGGAAUAUAUUCUAUUGAACGAUGGUCAAGUAUGGUUAACAAGUGAUUGGUGGAGUAUUUGUAGACAUCCAUGUUACUUGGGAAAUUUAUUAAUGUUUAUCUCAUGGUCACUUCCCUGCGGUUUCACUCUUAUACCAUGGAUAUUGCCUGUUUAUUAUCUCAUGGUUAUCUAUAAUCGUAGCAGAAUAGAAGAUGCACAAUGUAGAAAAAAAUAUGGCGCCCUGUGGGAUAACUAUUCAAAACAAGUAAAAUAUGCCGUCAUCCCUCGAUUAUUCUGA
This is a messenger RNA of Didymodactylos carnosus, 777 nucleotides long. The record is from the annotation of a GenBank genome assembly. Lineage: Eukaryota; Metazoa; Rotifera; Eurotatoria; Philodinida; Philodinidae.